UGCCGCUGUUCUUCUUUCCAGAGUUUGGAGCGGAGGUGUGGGGGGGGGGGGAGCUUCGGAGAAAGGUCCGCGGCGGAAACGGAGGCUGGGACGGCGUUGCGUGCAAAAGGCAGGGAAAGGACCGAUGGCCUCGGAGUGGCCCCUCUAAAUCAGGCGCUUCCCACCUCCCUGGGUCCUCCCUGCGCCGUGCAGGGAAGUCGGGGAGCCCCUCGGAUUGUCAAAGAUGGGGAUUUUUUUCCCAUUUACGUCGGUGAACCCAGGUGAAGAUGAAAGGAAAGGCGCCCGGUAGCACUUUUGCCAUUUAUAACACAUUUCCUCACCUCGCAAAACUCGCAAGAUUCGUUUCUCUCGCCAGACAAGGAGUAGAGGAAACAAUGCAGGAUGGCGUUAGAAGCCAUGUGGAAAGAAAACCAGUGGCAGAAGGAAGACAAAGGAAGUGGCUCCAUUGGAAGGCUUCUGACUGGAGCAAAUCCAGAAGAAUCUGAGAAGGAAUCAGAGGUGCGGCUGGAGCAAAGGGGUGAAAGUCAUUGGCGGGAGUUCCUGGAAGCCAGUCAGAGCCUGAAUGGAAACAGCCCCAGCGGCCUCAGCUUCAAUCAGAGGAAGCUUUUAAUGUCCUGCAGAGCUCACUCCAGGGGUGAAAUGCUCCUGGUUCGGACCGGGUUGCCUGAUCCGCAAGUCCAGGUACUUUUCUCCAACUUGGAAAAGGAUGCGGGAGAAUCAAAGAAGAUGCAGCCACCUGGCAAAACUCAUCAAGAAGGAAACAGAAAGACCGCCGUUUCCAGUAUCGGACAAGGGAAGGCAACAUUGGCAAGAAGUAAUGAGUUGAAGAGUUUGGGUCAUUUGGAACUCCAUGAAGCUCUACAGGAGAAAGCCCAAAUUAAUUGUUUUCGAUUUCAUGAGAAGGAAGAGACACCUGGACAUCGGCAGAGAGGCAAAGCUAAUUUGGACUGUAAAUUAAGCCUGGUAGGAAAGCAGUCCCUAUUUUGGGAGGAAGGAAACAGUGGUUUGGAUGAAAACGCCAUUCAGCAGGGGAUUAGGCAGAUCUUUGAUCUCCUUGAGAAUCCCAGAAGGCCAGUGAUGCCGAAGCCCCACAGAUGCUCCUAUUGUGGGAAAAACACAAGCUGCAGAUCGCAGCUGAUUAUGCACGAGAGGAUCCACACUGGAGAAAAACCAUACAGGUGCUCCGAGUGUGGCAAAAGCUUUGGUCGAAACAGCUCUCUGGUGGUUCACCGAAGGACCCACACGGGAGAAAAGCCAUACAAGUGCUCUGAGUGUGGGAAGGUCUUUCGCUGCAGCUCCAACCUUUUUAUCCAUAAGAGGACCCACACCGGAGAGAAACCCUAUCAGUGCUGUCGGUGCGGCAAAAGGUUUGGCGAGCACACCACCCUCGUGAUUCAUAAGAGGACUCACACGGGAGAGAAACCGUUUGAAUGUCUGGAAUGCGGGAAAAGCUUCAAUACUAGUUCAAAUCUUACGAGUCAUGUGAAGUUGCACACAGGAGAGAAACCCCACAAAUGUUUGCAGUGUGGGAAAAGUUUCAGUCGGAAUUCCAACCUGGUGAUACACCAGAGGACUCACACGGGAGAGAAACCGUACGAGUGUCCCGAUUGUGGGAAAGGUUUCACAACUAGCUCAAAUCUAAUAAGUCAUGUCAGUUUACACACGGGCGAGAAGCCGUUCAGAUGCCCAAACUGUAGUCAGCGUUUCAGCCACAACUCCACUCUUAUUAAACACAAGAGGACUCAUACAGGAGAAAAGACCAUCAGCAUUCUGAUUGCAAGAAAAACUUGAUGAUCUCUCUGGGGAACUUCCAAGAGUUCACCAGGAUGCAAACCAUUGUUUGUUUCCAGCUUGCCUGGGUUACUUUCAGCCAAAGAGACAACUUUAUUAAACACAAGAGACUCAACCAGAAGAAAUGCUGAGUGCAAAAAUCAAUGAAUCAAUAAGUGAAAAUUAGGAUUUCAACAAGAAUUGAUUGAAAGUAAAGUAAGAAUCUGAAAAUAACAAUGCAGAAUAAAGAUAUUCCUAAGGCAUCAAAACUA
This is a messenger RNA of Pantherophis guttatus, 2042 nucleotides long. Lineage: Eukaryota; Metazoa; Chordata; Lepidosauria; Squamata; Colubridae. The record is from RefSeq and is a predicted model, not a curated record.